GUGUAGCUAUACAGUGUGUUUCUAGUGAAUUGUAAGUGCGUUUGUUGGUACUUUGAGGUGUUGCAUGGUGGCAGUAUCCAAGGUGAUGUGGCAAAGCUAGGUUCAAUAAUUUCACAGUCUUGACCAAUAUAACAGGUUCGGGAGAGUGUUCCAAAUUGAUAUGGACGGUAAACUGAACAAUGGUUUUGGCAUUUUGUAAGCACGAGCGAUAAUUUGGAAGUUAUCAUUGAGUCGGUAGGCUUGUGUGUGGGUGGGGUUAAUUCACAGUACAUAAUCUCGAGAACAUUAAGAUGAAAAUAAUGACAAAUAUUUAAUGUGAUUCACAGUAUACGUAGAGGUGAAUGACAUUGGGCAACCUUGCUUAUUGUAGGCAACAUUAAUGUGAACCUUUGAGUGUGGGUGUGGGAGUAGUUUUUGUGGUUUGUCUGUUAUUUGUAUUUAAAGGAGAGACGGAGAGCUAUGAUCAAUAGGAUUGUUGUAACUUACUGCUAGGGAUUCUCUCUCUUAAAACACCAUCCAGUCCAUCUAAAUUUACCUUAGCAUAGUCUAAGUCAUGAAUAAUAGUGGUGUUAAAAUACAAAGCCAGCAUCUCACUCACACAAUGCAAUGCUGGCAGACAUACCUACAGACGACCCCCGCACGGAACAGCAACGACUUAUGUGCCUCAGACAGUCAGUUCUCCUACUGCUGUGUCAAUGGUAUCCCGAAGCAGCGCAUGUGUGAUGGCUUCAAUGACUACUGCAGUAACGGAGAGGAUGAGUUUGUGCAGCUGUGUGGCACUGACGAGUGCCGGGAGAAGAAUGUCGGGUGUGAGCCCCUGUGCAUUAACACUCGAGAGUCAUACUACUGCCAGUGCCGGCCAGCAUACUGACUCGUCAGGAAGUUCAACUGUGAAGGUGAGGCCUGGACUGUCACUGUCACUCUACGGUGUGUCUUCUUAAACUUCUCAGUCCUUCACCUCUACAUUUAGCAACCUAAAGAAGUUAUUAUGGUAUUCAAGGGUACUUUUGUUAUUCUUGGCAUACAUGAACAUGCAUUUAGUCUCACGAGUAUGACUAAGAUCAGCGAUUUGCGGAUAGGUUGUUCUUUAUGAUUAAGUAUAAUUUUAUCUUCCCAUAUGCAUUUCUUAUUAGUGAUGUAAUUUUUGUAGUUUUCCUUAACGUAUUCCUGAAUAUUUAUUCCUGAAAUGCGUGUAAAUCUCUCGUUACUCCCUCUUUUUUAAUCUCUGUCCUUAACUUCUAUUAAAUCUGUGUUUCUGAGUGUAUUUCUCCACACUCAGACGUUGACAAGUGCGUGGAGUCGCCCAGAUCCUCUCCAUGCGGGACCAUCCAUUUUCAGUGUACAGAUGUUUGUCGGGUUCCUGAAGAUGCGUCGACGUUAUAUCAUCCACACAAGCUUCCCCAACCCACCCAGUGUACCACAAGACAACAGGCACUGAGGUGGACAGGAGCGCGCGGCUGCAUGCACCAUUGAACAGGACGGUAUUAUAUUCCUCCCUGUAUGACUACAGCGAAGCAAGCCCAGAAUGAAGUGUUGAGUGACCAUGAUGUGAGUAUUGUGGUUUGCACAUUACACUUUUAUCUCCACGUGUCUCAUUUUAAAAGGUUUUGAACUUUUCUUGUUAAUUUUUUUUUCAGGACUUAUUACUGUUGACGCCAUUUCAAUAUUGUUCCAAAUCUUGUUCCAGGAUUCAGUACUACUAACACCAAAGAAGUGAGGGAAGUGUUUGGAGUGAGCGUGCAAGACAUACAACAGCCACGAGAUUGCUACUGCCGGUGUAGCCAAAGGAACAAGAGCAGCAGGAGAAGGAGGAAGAAGAGGGUGAUUCUUGUAUAACGUACCAGUGAACUUCUGAAGGAGAGAGAGAGAGAGAGAGAGAGAGAGAGAGAGAGAGAGAGAG
This is a messenger RNA of Portunus trituberculatus (swimming crab), 1900 nucleotides long. RefSeq names its product low-density lipoprotein receptor-related protein 8-like. Bases 554 to 871 code for a protein of 105 amino acids. The transcript has 2 exons. Lineage: Eukaryota; Metazoa; Arthropoda; Malacostraca; Decapoda; Portunidae. The record is from RefSeq and is a predicted model, not a curated record.